Cryptosporidium ubiquitum is the source of this 525-nucleotide messenger RNA. RefSeq lists its product as uncharacterized. The transcript has 2 exons. The record is from RefSeq and is a predicted model, not a curated record. Bases 1 to 525 code for a protein of 174 amino acids. NCBI's taxonomy places the organism in Eukaryota, Apicomplexa, Conoidasida, Eucoccidiorida, Cryptosporidiidae.
AUGAGUUCAUUUUUUCACGGCUACCUUUCUGAUUCUGAUGAUGGUUGUAAUACUGUGAAAACUCCAAUAGUAAACAAGGGUGGAGCCAAUGAGAUUGAUUCGGAUUUUGGUGAAAAUUUACAUAAACUUCAGAGUGAAAAGAGUGAUCAUGCAAUUGCUUGCUUCGAAAAUAAUAAUGAAACAAAAGAAGUUGAUCAUAUUAUUUCCAAAACCCAUACAGAGCUUGGUUUGAACAAUCAAGCCUCGCACAAAAUUGGAGUGAGAAAAAAAAACAAAAAAAAAAAAAACAAAUAUUUGAAUGAGUUUCUCGAAAUUUCGUCUCUCGAAAGUGUUAAAACACUAAAUGCAGAUAGCAUCAGAAGAACAACUCAGGAAGUUAAGCUCUUAGAUCCUGCACCAAGAAUAGGAAAAUUGAGCGGAGAUAGAGAGCUUAAACAGUCAGUUAACCAAAAGAGGAAACACCAGAUAACAUGGCUAUUGAAUGAAGCGAGACAAAUUAAAUCAGAAUUCAAUUCAAUGAGUUAA